UAAACUGCAAAGUGUUCCCGAAGCAAAAAAGUUGAUUAAAUAAAAAUAAAAAUAAAAAUAAAAAUAAAAAUAAAAAACCCCUAAACCCCAACAACAACCUUGGCACAUUAGUAAAUUCUUCCUCGGUCUUUUUCCUUAACAAUAAAAACUUCUCUUUGUUGAUCACCAAUUUUUUUCCGAAGCUUCUUCUGAGUCAGUCAUGGCCGAUUUCCAGACAUCGACUCACCGAGCUAAGUGGAUCUUCACUCCUCAAGAGCUGGUUGAUAAAUACAAAGCUGCUCAGCAGAGAGCAAUACAAACUUUGGAGAAGUAUGGAGCAACACUAAUGGAAGUAGAUGCUGACGGGACAUUGUCUUACCCUGAGCUUCAAGCUAAUGCGAAAGAAAAUGCUGACAAGCAUUCGCGUUCGAAACCUCUUAACCUUGAAGAAGAGCAAUUUAUUCGCGUUUUUUAUGAGAAUAAACUGCAAGAAGUGUGUAACAACUUUCAUUUUCCUCAUAAGAUUCAGGCGACAGCUCUCAUAUAUUUCAAAAGAUUUUUUUUGCAAUGGUCUGUAAUGCAACAUCAUCCAAAAAACAUCAUGUUAACCUGCAUUUAUGCAGCUUGUAAGAUAGAAGAAAAUCAUGUAUCAGCGGAGGAGCUUGGUAAGGGGAUCUCACAGGACCAUCAAAUGAUACUCAAUAAUGAGAUGAUAGUUUAUCAGAGUUUGGAAUUUGAUCUUAUUGUUUAUGCACCAUAUCGCUCAGUUGAAGGCUUCAUUGAUGAUAUGGAGGAAUUUUGUGGAUCAAAGGAUGAUCAGCUUCAAGCGUUGAAAAAUUUACAUGAAACUGCGAGAAUGGAAGUUGACAAAAUUAUGCUUACUGAUGCACCACUUCUAUUCCCUCCCGGUCAGCUGGCAUUGGCUGCUUUGCGUAGUUCAAACGAGGUGCACAGAGUUAUCGACUUUGAAAGAUAUCUAAAGAGAAUUCUCACUCGUCAGAACUCUGCGCAUACCAUGUCAGAGCUUAUUGAAUCUCUAAAUGCAAUAGACUCCUGGGUGAAGAGAUAUAAGUUCCCCUCAGAAAAGGAUUUGAAACACAUCAACAGGAAGCUGAAGUCUUGUUGGGGUCUCAGCUCGCAUGACGAGAGCAAGAAACGGGAGAAGAAAUCAAAGCACAAGUCGAGGAAGAGUUCAAAUGAGCAGACUUUGCCUUCUCUAAACGAAUAGUAAACCCUCACUUGGUCUCUCUUAGAAGUUGUGUUCUUCCUCGGGGAAAAUAUUUUCAAGGAGUUUGUAUUCUGUUAUAAAAAAAGAAAGUUGAGUUUCUUCUUCAUUUUCAAUUUUUGCAUUGUGAGGAAUUUUGCCAAGUUUUGAGACAAUGUUGUUGGCCAAACCUUAUCAAUAUCUUGAAUUUUCUGAUGAUAUUU
Morus notabilis is the source of this 1407-nucleotide messenger RNA. RefSeq names its product cyclin-H1-1. NCBI's taxonomy places the organism in Eukaryota, Viridiplantae, Streptophyta, Magnoliopsida, Rosales, Moraceae. The transcript has 14 exons. Gene Ontology annotation, cellular component: transcription factor TFIIK complex; nucleus. The record is from RefSeq and is a predicted model, not a curated record. Bases 200 to 1207 code for a protein of 335 amino acids. Gene Ontology annotation, biological process: regulation of cyclin-dependent protein serine/threonine kinase activity; regulation of transcription by RNA polymerase II. Gene Ontology annotation, molecular function: cyclin-dependent protein serine/threonine kinase regulator activity.